Orbicella faveolata is the source of this 507-nucleotide messenger RNA. Its product is annotated as snaclec coagulation factor IX/factor X-binding protein subunit A-like. The record is from RefSeq and is a predicted model, not a curated record. Lineage: Eukaryota; Metazoa; Cnidaria; Anthozoa; Scleractinia; Merulinidae.
AUGAAGUCAGGGGUGGUUUUCAAGUUCAUCGUGAUGUUCUUUCUUGUUUUGUAUCUAUCAAAAGCGACAAAAGGUUCAAGUAGCACCAGUAAUGUGAACAACUGCUACACCUUCCAUGACGUUGACAGUACAUGGACCGAGGCCCGUGACGCAUGUCAUGACAUGGGAGCUCACCUAGUCACCAUGGAAACGAUAGACGAGUGGAACAAAGUGAAGGGCUUCAUCGCAGAAAAAGUUAAGGAGGCCGGAAGUUACACUCACUAUUACGUUGGACUGCGUAAAGAAGGUGGAAUAUGGAAAUGGCCCGAGGGAGAAACUCCUGAUGUCACUGUGGCCGCAGAUGACAGCCGCUGGCAGAGAAGCCAGCCUGAUCCUCACCCAGAUGAACUUUGUGGGGAAAUCUGGUAUCCUAGUAGUGGGAUCAAAGGGUUUAAUAAUAUCUUUUGCAGUCAUACGGUUCAAGGAACCGGAGCACUUCCACGUGGAUAUAUCUGUGAAGGUUAUUAA